AUGGCAUCUGUUUAUACAACUUUAGCAAUUAUAGGAAUGUUCUUUAUUUCUCCUAUUUUAAUACCAGCACUGUAUUUGGGGGUUGUAUUAUAUGAUUUUUUCAACUCAGAACUGCCACCUGGAAUUGAGCAACCUCUAAAGCUUCGUUUUUUCCACUCCUUGCUGAUUACAACCAUGGUUGCGGGAAAGAUUUUGGAGAAGCUGGGGAUCUGCAAUGAUUUCACCAUACUGCGAGUAGCUCUCAAUGGGAUACCUCCAUGGAGAGAUUCCAAACUGCUUAUCAAAGAUCUCACAGUAGAUGGGGUACCCUUGAGGAUUUAUCAGCCCAAAAGCCCACCCACUGGCAAAAGAAGAGGAAUUCUCUAUUUUCAUGGAGGCGCUGGCACAUUUGGGAGCAUUAGAGCCUUUGAAAGAGUAUGCCGCUAUAUGGCCAAAAAAUGCAACUCAGUGGUCGUGUCUGUUGGGUACCGUCUGGCUCCUGAACAUCCCUACCCAGGGCAAUAUUUUGACUGUCUCAAUGCCACCUUAUACUUCAUGAGGAAUUUAGAAGAGUAUCAUGUGGAUCCUGGUCUCAUCAUCAUUAGUGGUGACAGCUGUGGAGCUAAUUUUGCUACAGUUAUUUGCCAAAUACUGCUGAAUGAUAGAGAUCUGCCAAAAGUACGUGCUCAGGUGCUACUUUACCCAGGACUCCAGGGGCUGGAUUUCCACUUGCCCUCCUACCAGCAGAACGCUUUUGUCCCCAUGUUGUCCCGGAAGAUGAUCAUCUACCUUUGUUUUCGUUACCUUAACAGAAAACCCACAGUUUGGAAAGAUGUUCUACAAAACUGCCAUGUUCCUGAUAGUAUGAGACAGCAGUAUAAAAAAUGGGUAAGUGCUGACCUUAUUCCUGAUGAAUUUAAGGUUAGAGGCUACGUCCCACCAAAACCCGCAUCAUAUAAACCUGAAGUACAUGAAGCUGUCAAAGAAAUUUUAGCAGCAACAUUUUCCCCACUUUUAGCUGAAGAUUCCAUUAUUUGCCAGCUCCCUGAGUCCUACAUUGUGACCUGUGAGUUUGAUGUGUUGCGGGAUGAUGGUCUGUUAUACAAGAAGAGACUAGAGGAAAAUGGUGUUCAAGUGACCUGGUAUCAUUGCGAGAAUGGCUUCCAUGGAAUUUUAGCCUUUUUUGGCUAUGGGAUUUUUUCCUUUUUAUCUGCAAAUAAGAUAAUGGACAGUAUUGUGAAUUAUAUAAACAGUUUAUAAAAGUAUUUUUCAGAAGAAAGAUGCAAGUCAUGCAAUAUCUUUGAUGAAUCUAUACUUGGCAAGGAAUAUAAACACUUUUGAUUCAUAGUUUGGAUUUUGACUGCAUUUUGUAGUUUCUGAUUUCUGCUUCUGUAGUGACUCUGAAACAAAUGUUAAGAUUAUUUGAACUACCACCAUUCUAGAAAAUAUUCUUGUAAAAACACACUAAUAAGACCAACAUGAAAAAGGCAAGGCACCUAGCACAUCCUGUUUCACUAAAACUACAGCAAUUCCAGUAUCUUUGCAUGGCUGACACACACUGAAGGCAAGAGACAAGAAUCUCCAUGAAGAUUCUUUAACAGCCCAGAAAUGCUGAAGACAACAACUGAGGUCUGCUUUGGCCCUUGUGACAGACAGGAGGUGUUGAUGGUGUCAGAUGGAGAACUCAUCUACUAUGAAGUCUUACAGCAGACACUGGAAAUGCAGCCAUGAAUUUAAUUUCCAGGUUUAGUCUCUACAAAAACUACACUGCUCUAGAAACAGGGAAGUGAAAAGCAGCAUUGAAAUCCUAAACUGCCGCUAGCAUGAGUUUGAUUUUGUUUGGGAUCUGAGAAAUGAUGUUUCAUUUUGGAACAACUUUCUCAAACUAGAUUCCCUGAACUUCAGUGAGUGUGUGGAUGUCAGAGAAGUGCAGAGGUGAGACUUUUCCAUGACCCUUUUUUCUUUCAAGAUUAUCUUAUGCUCAAGGCUACCUGUUCCGCUGUGUUGAAAAAGUUCUGAAAAUCAUGUAAAGAAGGCAGAGAAACACAAUUUUAUCUAUUUUAUCACUGUAAUGCUAUGGUGAUUCUGUGAUGCUUUCAACAACAAAAAAUAAAAAACUCA
Molecule: messenger RNA, 2100 nt
Organism: Vidua macroura (Pin-tailed whydah)
Lineage: Eukaryota; Metazoa; Chordata; Aves; Passeriformes; Viduidae
Product: arylacetamide deacetylase-like 4
Exons: 4
Coding region: 1-1239 (412 amino acids)
Cellular component (GO): membrane
Molecular function (GO): carboxylic ester hydrolase activity
Source: RefSeq, a predicted model, not a curated record